AUGCCGCGUCGCCCGCAGACCUACGAUGAUUACGGCGCAGCCGUCCAACAGAUUAUCCUGACCUCCUCGGACUCGGACUUUCUUGACCAGCUGAUCCCCGUCCUCAAAGAUGCCUCCAACUCCAAUCGAACCCCCUCCCUUACGCAGAACCUCGCCCGAUACGCCGAAGACAGAGAGUCUGACAUCGAAAGAAUUGGGUUAACGAAACAUGAGGAGUUUCUUGGCUCCGUUAACCAGCUCCAAACUGUUCGCGAGGGUACCGUCAAACUUACGGCCGAAAUCCUCAGUCUGAACCAGUCCAUCCAACAAAGCACGGAGAAGCUCGCAGACCAGAAACAGGCCCUUGUGAACACAAGAGCGGUGCGUCAGAACAUCGCAGAUGCUUCUGAUGCCUUGGAAGAGUCUCUUAAGAUUCUCCACGCCGUCAAUCACGCCCACGAUCUGAUUCGCAAGAAGAAGUACUACGCCGCCCUGAAGUCUCUGGAAGACCUGCAGAACGAGCAUCUUAUCCCCACCAUCCAGAACAAGUACGCAACCCAGCACAAACUCGCCGAUGUAAUCCAGAAGUCGAUCCCGGCGUCUCAAAAGAUCAUAUCCGAAGCCGUCAUGACGGAUCUGAAUACCUGGCUAUUUCGAAUUCGUGAAACAUCACAGUUCCUCGGCGAGGUCGCGUUCUACCACACCGAACUUAGAAGGGCAAGGCAGAGGGAACGCGUCGAACGCGAUGGAUAUCUCAACAAUUUCAAGUUAAACUCAUCUAUCGAGCUUGUCUUCGACGAGAGCGAGGAGUUUGACGUGCUCGACAAUGAGGAGCUCCAGGUCGAUUUCACCCCUCUGUUCGAAUGUCUCCAUAUUCACGAUGCCCUUGGUCAGAUCGAGAAGUUCCGUGCCGAGUACGCCACCACACGUCGGCAGCAGAAGGAUCUACUCUUGCCAAGUACUGUGGGGCUCGUCGCGGACGACGAGAGCUCUCUCAGCAGUUUACUCGAAGGUAUUGCAGGAUUCGCCAUCAUCGAGAAGGCGACCAUGCGGCGCGCUCCUCAUCUGCGAUCGGCUGUAGAUGUCGACGAGCUCUGGGACUCCAUGUGCCACACCGCCAUUACUCUUACCUCACAGGCUCUGAAUGAAGUUAGCAACGCCGAAAUUCUCCUCAAGAUUAAAGGUGUCAUAGCUCUGUUUAUUCAGACCAUGCAGGCGCGUUCUUCCGAUCUGACAUAUGGAUGGGGCUACUCUGUCUCUAUGCUCGACAACUUCCUUCUCAAAUUAUUCGACAAGUAUGCCGAGUUGCUGAAGCGUCGCUUCAGUGAAGACUUCCAGGAGAUCGUUUCGACGGAUGAUUACAUGCCUAUGGCCAUCAACACCCGUGAGGAAUACGAGAAGGUGGUCAACGUAAGCUGGUUCUCCCAGGAAAAGCCCCUGGAGGAACUGAGGCAAGUUCACCAUUUUCCCUGUGUUCUGCCUUUUUCACAAAUGUACCCUCUCUGCUGCAUCGAUAUUCGGAACUUUCUAAACCAGUUUUACUUCUUCUCCGACGACCAUUUCCAGCACCCAAACGUCAUUGACGACACGCUCCGCAAGUCGCUUGACGAAUUACUAACGGAGAAAGUCUGCAAGUCACUCGUGGAAAGGCUGAGCUCACAAUAUUUGGGUCAAAUUGUGCAAAUUCUGAUCAACCUCGAGCACUUCGAAGCAGCAUGUCAGGAGCUUGAGCAAUUGCUUAUCAGGGCACGGUCGUCCACCUCGGCUGGUGGGCCCGUUACUCUUGUAGCCACCGAGGAGUUCCGAAGUAACAAGAAGACUGCCGAAAAGCGCAUCUUUGAACUGGUGAACUCCAAGAUCGACGACCUCGUGGACACUGCAGAGUAUGAUUGGAUGACAACUACCAUCUCUUCUGAACCAAGCAGUUACAUGCAGACGAUGACACGAUAUCUAUCAAACAUCAUGAAUUCAACACUCCUUGGGUUGCCGAGGGAAAUCAAGGAGCUCAUCUACUUCGAUGCCCUCAGCCAUGCCGCUAACAAAAUUCUGGCGCUGCCGCUCUCUCCCGAUGUUAAGCAUAUCAACACCAAUGCGGUAGCUGCACUCGCCCAAGACGUCCAAUACUUGACAGAAUUCGUUGAAAGUCUCGAAAACGGAAUGAUGCUUCGAGAGAACCUGGACGAGCUUCAACAAACCAUCAGCCUGAUGCAGUCUGACAAUCACGAUGAGUUCUUUGAUAUUUCCAUUCGCAACAAGAAGUUUGGACGCGUAGAUGCCAUGAACGGGCCGAUACUUCUGGAGAAACUCACAUCCAAUGCUCAAGGCCCGACUCGCAGCGCCCCGCUUGCCAACUUUUCAUCAAGAUUCGGCCUGAUGAAGUAA
This is a messenger RNA of Colletotrichum karsti, 2361 nucleotides long. RefSeq lists its product as uncharacterized. Gene Ontology annotation, cellular component: exocyst; membrane. Bases 1 to 2361 code for a protein of 786 amino acids. The transcript is spliced from 10 exons. The record is from RefSeq and is a predicted model, not a curated record. Lineage: Eukaryota; Fungi; Ascomycota; Sordariomycetes; Glomerellales; Glomerellaceae. Gene Ontology annotation, biological process: exocytosis; intracellular protein transport; Golgi to plasma membrane transport.